GAGUGGCAGGGAGCGUGCGCGGGUUGGGGUGGAGUUGUUGUCGGUUCGGUUCGAGCUGCUACCGCCGCCGUUGUCGAGCGGGGUGGGAAUCGUGAUCGGGUCAGGGAAGGGACAGGGGAGAAAGGGGCGCUUCCUGCUCGAGUGCUCCCGAAGCCGCGGCUCCCAACAUGCCGAGUAAUAAAUUAGAGAGGACUGACCGCAUUGAAGCCAGUGAUAAUGUGAAGGUUGUGGUACGCUGCCGGCCAAUGAAUGAAAAAGAAAGGACUAUGGGACAUAGACAAGUGGUGAAUGUGGAUGAGAUACGAGGAACAAUCACAGUCUAUAAGACAGAUGCUGCCAACGAGCCACCAAAAACAUUCACUUUUGAUACAGUCUUCGGUCCAGAGAGCAAGCAAGUAGAUGUGUACAAUCUCACAGCAAGACCCAUUGUUGAUUCUGUUCUGGAAGGGUAUAAUGGCACAGUAUUUGCUUAUGGACAAACUGGCACUGGGAAGACAUUCACUAUGGAAGGAGUACGGGCAGUGCCUGAACUUAGGGGAAUUAUUCCCAAUUCAUUUGCUCACAUAUUUGGCCACAUUGCAAAGUCUGAGGGAGAUACCAGAUUCCUUGUACGAGUAUCUUACCUGGAAAUUUAUAAUGAGGAGGUUCGCGAUCUUCUUGGAAAGGAUCAGAGCCAGAGAUUGGAGGUUAAGGAACGGCCUGAUGUUGGAGUAUAUAUUAAAGAUCUCUCUGGUUAUGUAGUUAACAAUGCAGAUGACAUGGAUCGUAUUAUGACUUUGGGAAAUAAGAACCGUUCUGUUGGUGCUACAAAUAUGAAUGAGCACAGUUCACGUUCUCAUGCUAUUUUCACCAUUACUAUUGAGUGUAGUGAAAAAGGAAUAGAUGGAAAUAUUCACGUACGCAUGGGCAAACUACACCUUGUGGAUCUUGCUGGUUCAGAACGACAAGGGAAGACUGGAGCCACAGGGCAGCGAUUAAAAGAAGCAACAAAGAUUAACCUCUCACUAUCCACCCUUGGUAAUGUUAUCUCGGCUCUUGUUGAUGGUAAAAGUACACAUGUGCCCUACCGUAAUUCCAAGUUGACACGUUUACUUCAGGAUUCAUUAGGAGGAAAUUCGAAGACGAUGAUGUGUGCGAACAUUGGACCAGCAGAUUACAAUUAUGAUGAAACCAUCAGUACUUUACGAUAUGCAAACAGAGCAAAGAAUAUAAAGAAUAAAGCCAGAAUUAAUGAAGACCCUAAAGAUGCUCUUUUGCGUCAGUUCCAGAAGGAAAUUGAAGAUCUCAGAAAUAAACUGAAAGAAGGCGAAGAAAUCUCUGGUUCAGAAAUAAGUGGUUCUGAAGAUGAAGAAGAAGAAGAAGAAGGGGAAAAUGGAGAGGGAGGAGAGAAAAAAAAGAAAAGAAAAGAUCAAGCGGGAAGGAAGAAGGUAUCUCCGGAAAAGAUGGCAGAAAUGCAGGCAAAGAUUGAUGAAGAGAGAAAAGUUCUUGAAGCCAAGCUUGACAUGGAAGAGGAAGAAAGAAACAAAGCAAGAGCAGAGCUCGAGAAGAGAGAAAAAGACCUGCUGAAAGCACAGCAAGAACACCAGUCUUUGUUGGAAAAAUUGUCAGCUCUAGAGAAGAAAGUGAUAGUGGGAGGAGUGGAUCUUUUGGCAAAAGCUGAAGAGCAAGAGAGGCUGCUGGAUGAAUCUAAUUGUGAACUGGAAGCUCGCCGGAAUCGUGCAGAACAACUUAGAAAGGAGUUGGAGGAAAAAGAGCAAGAACGUCUAGACAUCGAGGAGAAGUAUACCAGUUUGCAGGAGGAGGCACAAGGUAAAACAAAGAAACUGAAGAAAGUUUGGACAAUGCUGAUGGCAGCAAAGUCGGAGAUGGCAGACUUGCAACAAGAACAUCAACGUGAAAUCGAAGGACUGCUGGAGAACGUAAGACAACUAGGCCGAGAGCUCAGACUCCAGAUGCUCAUUGUUGACAACUUUAUUCCUCAUGAAUACCAGGAGAUGAUUGAAAACUACGUACACUGGAAUGAAGACAUUGGAGAGUGGCAGCUGAAAUGUGUGGCAUAUACAGGAAACAAUAUGAGAAAGCAGACACCAGUCCCUGACAAAACGGAAAAAGAUCCAUUUGAAGUGGAUCUAUCUCAUGUUUACUUGGCCUACACUGAAGAGAGUCUACGUCAGUCACUAAUGAAACUGGAGCGACCAAGAACUUCAAAAGGUGGAAAAUCCAGACCCAAAACCGGAAGAAAGAAGCGCUCGACAAAGGCUGAAGCUGGAAUUGACUCUCUCCUUCAAUGACCAAAAGACUAGGCUGACAAUGAACUUCUGUUUGAGAUGCAAAAUGUUGUAGGACAUUGAAAUAUGAUUUAUGAUGUCUCAACAUGAGCUUUUGUUGAAUCCACAUAUACUGGUCUAUGAGGAAAAGGUCUAAAGUUCUUGAUAGUAGAAUGUCCUGAGAUCAAGUUUUGUUAUCUAAUAUUAUGAGAUUCUGUUCUUUAGUUAUUCAUGAUACUGGUCUUGGCUUAUUGUCUUAUUAGUGAAAAAUAUUCAGCAGGCAGCUAACCUGUUAAUUAAAAGAUUACCUGCUUUUGAAGGAAAAUCAAAACGUUAGUUAACAUUUUCAGACACUUUCUGAAACUCAAAGGACUUGAGGUUUUCUACAACAGGUACCAAGUAACUUUGUUUGGUUGCAACCGUUACCUCAGUCAUUUUUUUUCAUUCUGAAAUGUAUAGACUUUCAAGUUCAAACUUACUAUCAUUUUUACCACUUGUUCAUUUUUAUCUUGUUUUUGUUAAAGCUUUGUCUGCACUAUUGUUGUAAUAUGUCAAUGCUUUUCUGAUUGUGUUCAGUGCUGUAGAUUAGGUGCUUAAUUCUUUGAUACAUAAUAUGGCUCUUUUAUUUGUAUAAAGGAGUAUAUUAUCUAUUAACCUUUAGCUUGGGGUUGCAGGAGGGAGAAGAAAUAUUUAUUAAAAAUUGUUCAGUUAAAUUGUUCACAUUCUAUUCCUUCCCCAGUAAGUACAUGGAGGGGCUAUAGAAGAAGUUCACAAAGAUUAGAGUUUUGUUCUGGAGAGCCACAGAAAGUGGCACUUUCAUGAGAUGGAGGAGGUCAAGAAGAAAUCAGGGAAGGUUUUGGGAAUAUAAUGGUGAAUGAGGUAUCUUUUCUUCUGUUAAUUUAUACUCAGGAAAAGUUUGUCAUUCUUCAGAAUUGUAAGAGAAUAGUGGAGGAUUAUUUUAUGGUUGGUACUUAACAUUGGAAUAUAGCAACUAAAAAGAGUAGAAACUAAGUUUUGUAAAAUGUUUCAAAAGGCAAUUGAAUCACUGAACCAAAAAUAAACAAGGAAUGAAAAAUGGGCAGUGAAAUAGACUUAAUAGAUCGUGACAUUUGCACUGUUGCAGUGGGCUGUAUGGCCUAGUACUGUGACAUUCUUGGAUUCUGCCUUCUCAAAGUAAUUUAUAUUAGGAGUCAGUUAUUUGCAGCAACUUAGUGUAAACAAAUUAAAACAAUCUGUGUACUGGCAACCGUUAAAUAGGAAAUCUGUAAAAAUACGAAUAGGAAACAAGAUAAUAAAGCACUUUUAGCUCAUUGUAGGGUGUGCCCAUAGUGUCUAAUGUUAGCGAGAACUCUGGACUUCUAAUUGCUAUUAUUUUUAAAACACUAACUCAAAUGUUUUGCUCAACAGUUCCUUAAUUAUAUUUGUUAAAAGGAAAGCUGCUCUUUUGUUUGAGCAUAUGAAGUAUUGCGCUAAGAACAUUUUCUCUUAGAGAAGGGAACAAAAGAUUUGCUCACACACACAAAAUACUAUGCAGAUGCUGGGGUCAAAGCAACAUGCACAGCACACUGGAGGAACUUAGCAGGUCGUUUCCACAGAUGCUGCCUGACCUGCUGAGUUCCUCCAGUGUGUUGUGCGUGUUGCAAAAGAUUCACUCAAACUGCUGAGGAUAGAUGAACUCAAAGUAGUCAGUUCUACAAGUCAAGUAAAAAAUGUUAACUUUCAACACCUAUUACUGAUGAUUCUGAACAAAAUUCUUAAAUGUGUAGGUGUUCAGUCUUGUAAGUAUUUUACAAGGUUAAAUAUGUAUGGAAAAGGAAUUACUUUUUACCUCCAAAUCAGACCAUUCACCUCCAUCCCCAAGACUGACGUGGUACUUGCUGCUCUAGUGAAAAGCAAUAGUCUUUAUGUGUUGAUGUUUUGAAUUCACAGGCUAAUUUGAAGUGUUCAUGACCUGGGAAUAUCUGCAGUUUGCAUACUGUGAAGCUUUUUGGGUUUCAGCAGUGAUGUUUGGUACUGCUAUGCAGCGCUAGGGUAGUAGCGGGUAAUGGUGUACAAUUAAGCCUUUCAAAUUUUGGUGAUGUGGCUUUCACUGUGAAAACCCCAGAGUCCCAUCCUUUUCAUAAAUUAGGAGACUCUGAGUCAUUUUCAGAGCUCCCAGCUGUGCCCACAUUGGUUUAAUUUAUUCCUACUAUAUAAUAUGUAAAGCAAGUCAUUGACAGCACCUGAGAGUAUUUAUGGAUUCCUUGGCAGACAUUUGUGAGCAGAAAAAAAUUGUUCCAAUUAUAUCAGACGUCAAGAAAUUUCUGAAUACUAUAAUAAUUUUUCCAAGGUUUUCAGAAUAAACGUUCAGAAAAAAAAUCGUAUGUUUGCCUGUGAAAAAUCAUGUUGUAGAUGCAAUAGAGUUGAAAGAUUCAAAUUUCAACUAAUUUGAUUAAAUACUCUAUUUUCAGCUUCAGCUGAGUUAUCUUGGUCAUUAUGAAUGAAUGUUAUUACUUGCAUAUGCUAAAGCACAUACGUAAGUGAUUAGAACUUAUUGUGAUCAGAGCUCGGGGAUGGUUUGUGGCUAGUGAAGGAGAGGUGGGACCCUCCAAGUACCCUAAAAUUAAGGUUAGUUGUCCCUUGCAACUGCCAAAGCUUAUGCACUGAGCCCCCAGUGUUGGAGUAAAAUCUGCCUUGAGAAGUAAACUCUGCAUAUCCAAAACUAUUUUUUUUCUCCACAGGUUCUGGUCGAAUCUGCAUUGUCAUCCAUUUAUUGUGGACCUAUUUAAUACAAAACUGCUGAUUUGGCUAUCUAUGAUAGUAUCAAAUAGACACUUGACUGUACAGAUCAGUUGUUGAAGGAUGUAUGGCAUUAUCAGACUGAGAAACUGUUGAAGCAGUUUGCUAGUGAUCCUUUUUAUAUGUCUGCAUAAUGUUUUUUGCGAGCUUUAAUGCUCCCAUUCAGUGUGGUAUCUGCUCAAUUUUAUUUCAAGGAAGUACUCCAAAAAUUGUUUACUCUAAGCAUAUUAAAAGAACCUUAGUUCUUUGAUCUUUGGGAUUAGCACUAGUUACUCAAACAUCCUGAAGUAAUGUCAAGUUUGAUUAUGAAAAAGUUUAUAACCUACCAUAGAUUUGAAUUUAACAGCUGAAUGUAAUGCUGCUUGUCAUAUUCAUAAAGUGGAGUAAAUGUUACUUUAACGUUGUGUGUGUGAUGUCUAUUGUGGUUAAGGCUUAUUGUAAAAUGAGUAAAAAUUAUUAAUGGAAACCUGCACAUGUUCUUAAAUUGUAUUCUAAUACUGGGUUAUGUACUAAGUUUAAUACAGGGGUUCCCCAGGUUCCAUUUUAAAGUUUUACCUCGUAUGAAUUAACUUCCUUUAUAUGUCCAGAGCAGUUGAUUUAAGCUCUUUAUAAAUGUCUUUUUACUGAUUAUUCUUUGUAAUCUGUUAUGUAUAAGUUGUGCACAGUGUUGUACAUAUGAGAACAUGUAUAUGUAUAUAUACAGCAUGUUAAUGUCAAUAAAUGUAUAUUGAUAGUAAUCACUAAUAACCGUGCUAACAAUGCUAUUUGAAAUGAAUGUAACAGUGAUGUUAAUUAAAAAUAGUGGUUGCUUUCUCUGA
This is a messenger RNA of Hypanus sabinus (Atlantic stingray), 5863 nucleotides long. It is a transcript of the gene kif3a, whose product is annotated as kinesin family member 3A. The record is from RefSeq and is a predicted model, not a curated record. Gene Ontology annotation, molecular function: microtubule binding; ATP binding; microtubule motor activity. Bases 168 to 2291 code for a protein of 707 amino acids. NCBI's taxonomy places the organism in Eukaryota, Metazoa, Chordata, Chondrichthyes, Myliobatiformes, Dasyatidae. Gene Ontology annotation, biological process: microtubule-based movement. The transcript is spliced from 18 exons.